AUGCCAUACGAUCGUGAUGAGCCUGUAGAAAAGUCGAGAUCUCUUGUCGAGUCAGCAUUGAACAUCCUCGCAUAUACAGCACAUCCAGUUGCAACAUUGAGGACAGAAGCUUUUGCCAGACUACAUCCUAACGAACUUUGGUUGUCUCAAAUCACUACUGCUGGCUUCAUAACAGGAUUUGUAUCUGGAUUCUACUUGUCUGGACGGCAGAGAGGGCUACAAUUCCUAGCUGAAAAUGCACAUCGACAACCAAAAACAACAAAGGGAUGGUACAUGUAUCACAAGUAUAAGAAUUAUGAAGCUAUAUAUAGUGGUACUCUAGGAGGUGCACGUAAUGGGCUGAAAUUUGGAUUGAUUGCUGCUGCAUUCACAGUGUCGGAGCAAGUUUUGGAGAAAUAUGUGACUGGUGGUGAAAGCUGGAUGUGUACAACUGCUAGUGGAGUAUUGACUGGAGCCGGAUUUUCCUUUUCUCAUGGGUUUACACAUUCAUACCUACGUUCAGCUGUACUGAUAUCAGGUGGAUGCGGACUCUUUAUAGGAGUACUACAGGACGUGUAUGCCAUGAUUACAGGAUACAGCGUCAAGUACAUGAAUCAACAAAGAGAACACGUCGAACUGAUACCAUCAACCCUGAUAAAUCGAUUCAGACGCGACAAAUCUACUGCCAAUUGA
This is a messenger RNA of Synchytrium microbalum, 672 nucleotides long. RefSeq lists its product as uncharacterized. The transcript is spliced from 2 exons. The coding region runs from base 1 to 672 and encodes 223 amino acids. Lineage: Eukaryota; Fungi; Chytridiomycota; Chytridiomycetes; Synchytriales; Synchytriaceae. The record is from RefSeq and is a predicted model, not a curated record.